Molecule: messenger RNA, 2188 nt
Organism: Topomyia yanbarensis
Lineage: Eukaryota; Metazoa; Arthropoda; Insecta; Diptera; Culicidae
Gene: AdipoR
Product: adiponectin receptor protein
Exons: 5
Coding region: 276-1529 (417 amino acids)
Biological process (GO): adiponectin-activated signaling pathway
Cellular component (GO): plasma membrane
Molecular function (GO): signaling receptor activity
Source: RefSeq, a predicted model, not a curated record
CGUCAAUCGAUUUUUCCCUGCUGACGACUGGCUCUGUUAUUUUUUCUUUUCAGAAAAAGAGCCCUUGUCGAUUAGACACACGUUUUAUUUCAAUAAAGAACACUAAAGUGGUAUACAAACGACUCGCUUACCGUUCGAUCAGUACGUUCAGUUACCGUGACGAGUGUUUCGUAAUCUAUAGUGUGGUGAAAAUUAAAAGUGUAAUCCUGUAUUCCCGAAUCACGUAACGCGUCAAUAGUUUGUAGGAGGUAUUUUGGUUUCGCUACAAAUUGGGGAUGUCGUCACGUUACGAGCUUGAGGCACCCCUACCAGGCACCAACGAGGAUUUGUUGGUCUGCCCCAGACGUCCCCUGCCGGAAGAUGACGAUAUUCUGAACGCCGUAGAUUUCACCCUCCGCAAGCGACGGGUCUGGACACCCGAGGAGGAAGAUUCCCUUGCCUCCGAAGACAUUGAUCUGCUGGACGAUGAUGACGAGUUGGAGGAGGAAGAAGACGAUGGUGUGGGUUGUCCACUUCCGUCCACCCCAGAGGACACCCAGCUGUUGGAGGCAGAAAUGACCGAAGUUCUAAAGGCCGGUGUUCUAUCGGACGAAAUUGACCUGGGCGCGUUGGCUCAUAAUGCGGCCGAACAAGCGGAGGAAUUUGUGCGCAAGGUGUGGGAAGCAUCGUGGAAGGUGUGUCAUUUUAAGCAUCUUCCCUCCUGGCUGCAGGAUAACGAUUUUCUGCACAAGGGCCAUCGACCACCGUUGCCCUCGUUUAGCGCUUGCUUCAAGUCUAUCUUCCGCAUCCAUACCGAAACUGGUAACAUCUGGACGCAUCUGCUGGGGUGCGUGAUGUUCAUUGGCGUGGCAAUGUAUUUCAUGACACGACCUUCGUUCGAGAUGCAACUGCAGGAGAAGUUGAUCUUUAUGGCGUUUUUUGUCGGUGCGAUUGUGUGUCUUGGAUUUUCAUUUGCCUUCCACACGCUAUGCUGCCACUCGGAGAUGGUAGGCAAACUGUUUUCCAAGUUGGAUUACUGCGGUAUCGCACUGCUAAUCAUGGGUUCGUUCGUACCCUGGCUGUACUACGGCUUCUACUGUCACUACAAGCACAAAAUGAUCUAUCUGACAGUGGUGAUUGUUCUCGGUAUGACCUCGAUUAUAACGUCCCUGUGGGACAAGUUCUCUCAGCCGAAUCUAAGACCUUUACGAGCAGGUGUUUUCAUGAGCUUCGGACUCUCCGGUAUCAUCCCGGCUAUUCACUACGUCCUAAUGGAAGGUUGGUUCAGCAAAAUCUCUCAGGCCAGCCUUGGUUGGCUGAUUUUGAUGGGAUUGUUGUACAUUCUGGGCGCAAUGUUCUAUGCCCUGCGGGUGCCCGAACGAUGGUUUCCAGGAAAAUGUGACAUUUGGUUUCAAUCACACCAAAUUUUCCACGUAUUGGUUCUGGUGGCCGCCUUUGUGCACUACCAUGGCAUCAGCGAGAUGGCCAUGUACCGAGUGACGGUCGGUGAGUGUGACAUCCCCCAUCAACAUCCGGCGAUCGGAUUUUGAGACUCCUAGCGUACUAAGUAGAGAGGCUACUGCAGCAAGUUGUUAUUUUUGUUCCCCUUCUUCCUUGUUCGUUUUUCUAGGGUCAAAAAUUUAUAAUAUAUGCAAAUUCUUAGGUAAAGGAUUUUUUUGUCGCACGCUCUUAUUUCUAUUCGAGAACUAACAACGGGGUGGAUUGAAAAAUUUAACAAACUUAGAGAAUUUAUAAAUUUUUGAAUUAAUUUCUUUUGUUGUAUCAUAUACAUUCAAAAUUUCACAUGACGGAUGGAUGGAACAGUAUUCUUUUGGUAAGAGAAUCAUUUAGCAUCGGCCCACUUUUUUGGAAAAAAGGCGAUUCAGUACACGGAAGAAAAUCAGCCGAAAAUGCAAAAACCCCAUUUGAAAGUUUUAGUAUUUGUCCCAAUAGCGGUACUAUUUUCCAGCAUGAAGCGAGUCAGAAUAUAGGAAGAAAUAAAACCUAUUUAAUUUGGUAAUUACUUAAUAAAAAGAAAAUCACAUUAAGAUAAGAUAAAAUAAUCAAUUGAAUAUAACAAAAGUACAUACGUGGAAACAUACAAAGAUGCAAACACGAGUAAAAUUUAAUUUAUUCAGAAAAACUGGCAGUUUACCAGGCAGAACAAAAACGAUACAAAAAUAUAAUGAUUAACAGUGUUUGAGCUAAA